Molecule: messenger RNA, 1991 nt
Organism: Salvia hispanica
Lineage: Eukaryota; Viridiplantae; Streptophyta; Magnoliopsida; Lamiales; Lamiaceae
Source: RefSeq, a predicted model, not a curated record
AUAUUCGGACAUCACAGUGUUCUAGACAAAAUAUAGCUGAAGCUGAUUCAUCAGAAUCGAGAGAUUCUCUACUCUACACCCCUUUAAAUUGAAUCACCGUCGCCGCUGUCGGUGUCGGUGCCGGGAAACAUGACCUCAAAAUCUACGGCGCGCCGCCGCCGCCGGAUUUCCGUGCCUCUUCUCCUCAUCCUGAUCGCGAUAUCCACCAUUUUCGGCCUCCUCACCACGGAUCUCAGGUCGAUUGAUCCGUCGCCCAAGCUCCAGAUUAGGAACAAGGCGUCGGAGAUCUUCGUGGAGGAGGCGUUUCCAGCUAAUUCGACGGCGGAUAAGGUGGAAGGAGCUGAGGGCGGGAGGAAAUGCGCGACGGUGGAAGAGAUGGGAGAUAUCUUCAGCAGAGGCUAUGCGGAGGAGAGUAUUAGAGUCAGAACAUUGAUUCAUCACCACUUCCAAACCAACGGUGCCUCGAGGGUGCGAAAUCUCCCUCCCGAGCAAUUCUGCAACCACGGCUUUGUGAUUGGGAAAGCAUCGGAAGCCGGUUUGGGAAACGAGUUGUAUAAGAUACUUACUGCUGCUGCGUUGAGCGUGAUGCUGAACCGGUCAUUGAUAAUCGGCCAAACCAGGGAUAAGUACCCUUUUGGCGAUUACAUCUCCUACUCCAACGUAACAUUUACAUUAAAAGAAGUGAAACAUUUGUGGAGACAUAAUCGUUGUCUGACAAAAUACAAAAGGCACUUAACGAUGAGGAUUGACGAUUUCCAGAAGCCAACACGAACAGAUGUUCUCUGUAGUAACUGGAGAGAAUGGGAGCAACCUAUCAUAUGGUUCCAGAACACGACGGAUGCUGUGGCUGCCCAGUUUUUCUUGAAGAACGUACAUCCCGAGAUGAGGGACGCUGCCUCGGAUUUAUUUGGAAGGCCGGAAAAUCUUCAGUACCGAGCUAAUGUGUUCGGUGAGAUUAUGAGGAUCCUGAUUUCUCCUUCGAGAGAUGUGGAAAAUGCAGUAAGUUGGGCUCUUAGUGGCGGGAGCGAUCCGGAUAUAGUACUCCACAUGCGGAUGAUGAUGAAUAGAUCGGUUAGAGCAAUGCAGGCGGCGGUGGAUUGCCUAAGGAAAGCUCUCCUUAAUCUUCCAAUUUUAUCGAAACCAAAAAUUGUCUUGGUUUCUGAUACCCCUUCCAUGGUGAAAAAUAUUGCAAUAACUUUAGAAGAAUUUGCAGAGGUCAUACACUUCGAUUAUGAAAAGUUCGAAGGAAAUAUUUCAGGUAACUCAAAGUCAAGCAUCAUGAAUUUCAGAACAAAGGACUGGGGUCCCGCACCUAGAUGGGUGGCCUUUGUCGAUUUCUUUCUGGCAUCACGCGCUAAACAUGCCGUCAUUUCUGGAGCUCACCGACGUGUUGGGACAACGUAUGCUCAGCUGAUCGCAGCACUUGCAGCUGCAUACCGACUAGAUGAGAACUCGUCUCUAAACUCGAGCAUCACGUUCCUUAGCAGCUUCCAAAGUCCGUUGCUUUUGGAGGGUUUGAAGAGACAGAUCGGGUGGGGGCACGUGUGGAACCGAUUUGCUGGGCCCCUAAGCUGUCGUGGGCAGCCUCGCCAAUGCGCUCUAACACCUAUUCUUCCAUCGGCUUGGUGGGACGGGCUUUGGCAGUCGCCCAUCCCACGAGAUGUGCAAAGGAUGGAAGCGUACGGCAUGAAGCUCUCGGGCUUUGGGACGUCCGAUGACAGCCGCCUCAGUAGAUUCUGUAAGUCGCGGACAAAUUCUGUUGUAGUAACUCGACUCAUCUAGGCAUGCGAUUCUCUGCAGCCAUAUUUUUGUUUUAUUUUUUUUAUUUGAUCUUCAUUUUUGUUGUGCUUUUAUUAAUUCAUUCAUUUACGGUAAUUGUAGAACACAAUGCAUAUCUGUAUCUGGCUCUAGAAGUCAACUUGUAGGCUGUAGCACGAUAAAUAUUUAAGUUUCUAACAUUACAUAUAUACUAGUAUUAAAUUACUAUUAAA